Molecule: messenger RNA, 767 nt
Organism: Scylla paramamosain (green mud crab)
Lineage: Eukaryota; Metazoa; Arthropoda; Malacostraca; Decapoda; Portunidae
Product: transcription initiation factor TFIID subunit 10-like
Exons: 5
Coding region: 232-615 (127 amino acids)
Biological process (GO): transcription initiation at RNA polymerase II promoter
Cellular component (GO): SAGA complex; nucleus; transcription factor TFIID complex
Molecular function (GO): RNA polymerase II general transcription initiation factor activity; promoter-specific chromatin binding
Source: RefSeq, a predicted model, not a curated record
CCCAUUCAGUUACCAUCAAGCUUCCGCAUUACUUGACUAUGACAUUAGCCACACCCGCCGCAGACUCGGCCAAAGCCUCCUCGUCUUGUAGCGGCAUUGGGGGCGACUGAGGCUCUAUUGCCAGGCACUCUCUGCCCUGUGGUCUGGAGAGUUUCCCCAGGACGACAUGCGCCCCGGAAGCGGAACGUCCACCAAAGCACCACUACCUCAAACGCACCGGGAACGUGGGAGAUGGAUCAAAGUGGACAACAGCAGGGUGGCGGUGCUGCAGGAAACCAGGUCUCUCGCUCAGCUGGCCUGGCACUGACUGAUUUUCUUAUGCAGCUGGAGGAAUAUAACCCAACGAUUCCUGAUGCAGUAACAGCCUACUAUCUCAACUCCUCUGGUUUUGAUACUGCUGAUGGCCGACUGGUACGCCUCAUCUCUUUGGCUGCUCAGAAGUUUGUAUCAGACAUUGCCAAUGAUGCACUGCAACACUGCAAGAUGCGUGGUGCCCAGCAGAGCAGCAGCAAGAUCAAGGGGAAGGACAAGAGGUUCACACUGACCAUGGAAGACCUCACUCCUGUCCUGGCAGAAUAUGGAAUCACUGUGAAGAAACCACAUUAUUAUAUCUAGUGUGUGUGUGUGUGUGUGUUUGUGUGUGUGUUGAUGUAGUUCCUCUGUUCUCAUCUUUUACUGCUAUUGGCAUAUGUGAUGUGUAGUUCAUUAUUUUAUACUGGAGUGUAACAAACAUCCUUAUAUGAAUAAAGGUUAAAUUUAUAUAUCUA